AUGGAGCACGCACUGCUGCAGGUGGUGCACCUCCAUCCACCGAAGACACUCCUCCGGUACGACUCCGCGGCGCACAAGGAGAAGCUGAAACUCCAACCACACCCGUAUGCUGCAAGUUCCUGCGAAGACUGCGAGACCGUUGCUACGGAUGGGCAGGUGGCGGCGUACACUGAUCUGCUCGACUUCAUCACCGGCGCACAGCAGGAGUGCUAUGCGCUCUUUGGCGAAGAUGAUACGCGGUGGUCUGUCGACGACCGCGCUGAAGAAGAGUGCUCUGCUGGCACACUUGAUAGCGGCAGUGUCCGCGUGAACUCCAGCGAGUGGAGCGAGGGGGACGGCGACGAUGCUCAUGGAGUCAGUGAUGCACCCCGAAAGCGUAAGCGGCCGCAUGCUGAGUGA
Molecule: messenger RNA, 399 nt
Organism: Leishmania braziliensis MHOM/BR/75/M2904
Lineage: Eukaryota; Euglenozoa; Kinetoplastea; Trypanosomatida; Trypanosomatidae
Exons: 1
Coding region: 1-399 (132 amino acids)
Source: RefSeq, a predicted model, not a curated record